AUGGGGCUUUUUACGUGGCUUUCCUCUACCCAGAAGCAGCAGCAGAAGGAGCUGCAGGCCCUGCAGCAGCAAGCAACACGGGCCAAUGCAGCAACCCGAGACGCGGAAGCUGCGGCGCAGCAAGCUCUGGCAGCUACUACCCCGCGGCCCUACGGAGCCAGCACAAGUCGCGAUCGCGUAGCAGCGGCAGCAACAGCAGCAGCUGCAGCAGGCGCCGUUGCUUCCUCUUGCGAGGACCUGGGCAACGCGCGUGCUGUUGCGCAGCAGCUGCUGCAGCAGCGGCUGCUGCAGCCCGCUGCAGGGUCGGACAGCAAGCUGCUGGCGCUGCUGCUGCUACAGCAGCUGCUCGAAGCCUCUGGCUACUUCCGCAUUAUUGCUGCUGUCUUGCUCAUAGGUGCUGCACAAGCUCCGGGGGUGCGCCGCAGCAGUAGCCGCAGCACAAGCAGAAACAAUGCCUCAGCUUUGUCAGCUUCUCUUUCGCUUCUUCAGUGGCUGCAGCAGUUCUCUGUCUUGAUGCUGCUGCGGUCCCCGAAUCCACCGCCUCGGCGGAAGCAGCAGCAGCAGCAGCAGCAGCAGGCGUUGGCAGCUCAGACCCGCCUGCAGGUGCUGUUUCCCACGGGGACAACUGAAAUGGAAAUGCGUUGCUGCGGCAUGCUUGCUGCGAGGUGUCUUUACACUGCAGCAGCAGCAGCAGCAGCAGCAGCAGAUCCCCUCGGCGUGCAGCAGGAAAUCAAAAGGUCCCUAGUGCUGCUGCAAAGCCUUGGCGUCGACAAGGCGCCCCCGUCGCCGGAAAUGGAGGUCCAAGCCAUGUGCGGCACUUCUGCGGAGGUGCUGCUGCAGCAGCAGCAGCAAAUGCUGUUUCUGAGCAGCAACCAAAACCCAAGCCAUCAGCAGCAGCACCAGCAGCAACAACAACAACAGGUUCCGCCAAAUCUGACGGCCUCGAGCUCGUCAGUCGAGAUUCGCAUUGCAGAGGUAAUGUCAAGCCUGGAGCUCCUGCAGGAGCUUCUGCAGCAGCCAACAGCUGAGGGGCUGUCAAUGCUAGACUCCCUGAAGGAAGGGCUGCAGCAGCAGCAGCAGCAGCUGCAGCGGGACGCAACACAGCUUGUAGACGAGGGACGUCUCGACCGCUUUGCAGACGUUUCAAGGCUCCUGGACACCGUGGAGGCGACUCUACAAAAUUUGGAAGCUACACGUGCCCAUCUUAACCAGGAGACUCAUCAGCAGCAGCAACAGCAGCAGGAGCAGCAACAACAUGCGGAGCAGCAACACGAGCAACAGCAGCAGGGACAGCAGCGCCAAGAGCAGCAGCAGCACGAACAACAGCAGCAUGAGCAGCAGCGACAUCUGGAGGGGAACGAGCAGAAGCAUGACAAUGAAACAAACAAUAUAGCAGAUGCAGCAGCAGCAGCAUCAGCUGCAGCAGCAGCAGUAGCAGCAGCAACAGCAGCAACAGCAGAAGAAGACCAAGGGCUUUCUGAAGCCGCCUUAACAACAGAGGGACCGACAAGCAGCACAGAUGUACGCACGCCAGUGAUUUCUGAGCAAGCAGAUUUGGCCUCUCCUGCAGCGGCACCUGCUGCAGCAGCUGCUGUUGCUGCCACUGCUGUUCCGAGCGCAGCAGCAGACGAGCUCAUGCUAUUCGCAAUCGCUGACGAGCCCUUUGACACGACGCAGCAGCAACUCCAACAGCAGCCGCAGGAGCAGCAGCAGCAGCAGCGGCGAAAGGGGGAAGAGAACCAGGGGAUUGGAACUUCUGCUGGUGAGCUGAACACGCACAGCAGCAACUGCAGCAAGAGUCCGACAAGCAAGCGCAGCAGCAGCAGCCGCAGCAGCCGCAGCAGCCGCAAAGAGAAGCGCAGCAGCAGCAGGAGCCAGAGCAGAGACUCGAAAGCUGUUGAAGAAGCGUCAUUCACGAUCGAUACAGGUAUAACCUUUCCGGACACAGCCGCAGCAACAACUGCAGCAACUGGAACAACAGGAGAAGCAGCAGGGAACGAACCACCAGCUGGAAGCAGCGCAGGGGGCAUGAACUCGGGUGCAAGACCUGAGAAUGAAACAGGUGCGGCAGUGUUGCUGACGGAUUCGGCCGCUGCUGCUGCAUCAUCUGCUGCUGCUCCAGCUGCUGCUGCUGCGGGCGAGCCGGACACACCUCAGGGCUGGGGGACUUCGUUGGAAGUGGCUGAGUUUUCAGGUGAGGCAGAGGGCUUGCGAGAGGCUCUCGGGCCUGCUGCUACCGGUGCUGCAGCACGCAGCAGCUGGGAUUCUCUGGAAGGCGUAGGUGCUACUAGAGAGCAGCAAGAGCAGCAACAGGUGCAGCAGCAGCGGCGGCAGCAAACGGAAAAGAGACGCAGCAGCGCAGCUACAAGCUUCGAGGACUUCGGGGCAUUUUCCUCCGCCCUAUCCGACAGCGGCUCCGACUUGUCCCCGCGAGAUAGGCAGCAGCAGCAACAGCAGCUGCAGCAAAGAGCUACCCAGCUGCAACAACAGGACAGCAGCAGCAGCCAGCAGAACAGCUUUGAACAGCCCACGUGGCCUUCUCCUGCUGCUUGGUGGCCCCCAGAGCCCAUCUCUAGCGGCCAUUUUGUGUGGGAUGACCCGGCGGACAAACAAAAGCAAGAGCAGCAGCAGCAGCAGCAGGAGCAACAGCAGCAACCAAAGAAGGAGCAGCAGAAGCAGCCUACUCAGCCACAGUAUUCUUAUGAGCAUCCUCCAGCUUACAGGCCCAUGGCAAGCCCUCCAGAGAAAAAGGUUUCCUUCUUGGACUCUUCACCAAGAGAGACGGAUGACUCAGAUUCUGGGUCUGUGGCUGCUGCCCGCGGCAGCCUGCAGCCGCAGCAGCAGCGGAAGCAAGAAUGGCAGCGAAAACUGGGCGCUGCGGAAAAGCACUCAGUCGGCGAAGCAGCAGAAGCAAGUAGCAGCAACGAGGAAGAGCAGCGACGAUCUGCUGCUGAGUGGAGCGCGGAGGUGGCGCUGCUGCGGCAGCAGCGACGGCAGCUGCAACAGCAGCUAGCUGCUGUUGAAGCCGAUGCAGCACGAACAGAGGCAUCUCUUUCAGCCAGCGAGCAACAACAGGAGAUGUUGAGGGAACAGCUGGAGGAGCAGCAGCAGGAGUUGCAGAAGCUGCAGCAGGAUCUGAAGGCCAGCCGAGCAGCGCAAAAGGCAGCAGAGGAGGCGCUGCAGACGACGCAGCUGCUGCUGCAGCAAAGAUCCUCAGCGGCAGAAAUGGCGAAAGAGAUGUGGCUCAAGGAGAGCGAGAGGGCCUCGAAGCUUGCAGAUGACCUAGACAUUGCCGAGAGAACCAUCGCACUCCACGAGGAGGCGAUUUUGGGUAGCAAUGCGGAGC
Molecule: messenger RNA, 3346 nt
Organism: Eimeria tenella
Lineage: Eukaryota; Apicomplexa; Conoidasida; Eucoccidiorida; Eimeriidae
Exons: 6
Biological process (GO): regulation of mRNA splicing, via spliceosome
Cellular component (GO): spliceosomal complex
Molecular function (GO): RNA binding
Source: RefSeq, a predicted model, not a curated record